Molecule: messenger RNA, 6557 nt
Organism: Diospyros lotus (date-plum)
Lineage: Eukaryota; Viridiplantae; Streptophyta; Magnoliopsida; Ericales; Ebenaceae
Product: rRNA biogenesis protein RRP5
Exons: 40
Coding region: 164-5968 (1934 amino acids)
Biological process (GO): rRNA processing
Cellular component (GO): small-subunit processome; nucleus; nucleolus
Molecular function (GO): protein binding; RNA binding
Source: RefSeq, a predicted model, not a curated record
AACCCUAAACCCCGCCGCGGUUGCGUCGAUUUCCAUUCUGCAAGGGCGCGGGCUCGCUGAAUAAAACCAGCGUAAAACAGAAAUCCCAGAGCAUCCGUUCUGCAUAGUUGCCGCCGGCGAAAAGCGACUCUUUCUUCAAAACCCUAAAUUGCGUUUGGCCAAAAUGGCACCGCCUUCCAAGAAAUCCCCGAACAAGAAAUCAAAACCUGCGCUGAAGCAGAUUCAGAAGCCAUCCAAGAAAUCAUUCAAACCCAAAACUAAACCGGACGCUGCCGCCAAGUAUCAAGCAGUGGCUCUGCAGCUCGAAGACGAUGUCCCCGACUUCCCCAGAGGCGGGGCAAGUUCGCUUAGCCGGGACGAGCUCGAUGAAGUCCGAGCCGAAGUCGAUGCGGAGUUCGAUGUGGAGGGGAGGGGGUUAAAGAAGAAGAAGAAGAAGCUACAAAAGCGAACUCAUUCAGUAGAGGAUGAUUUAGGUUCGCUUUUUGGUGGUGGCUUUUCUGGCAAACUCCCAAGGUUUGCAAAUAGGAUCGCCUGGAAGAAUGUUACUCCUGGAAUGAAGCUAUGGGGAGUUAUUGCCGAAGUAAAUGUGAAAGAUAUUGUAAUUAGUCUUCCAGGUGGCUUGCGUGGAUUGGUUCAUGCAAGUGAAGCAUUUGAUCCCAUUUUAGAUAAUGUAGUGAAGGAUAUAGAGUUUAAUUACCUUUCCAGCAUGUAUUAUGUUGGCCAACUUGUUUCUUGCAUUGUAUUGCAAUUGGAUGAUGAUAAGAAAGAGAAGGGGAAACGAAAGAUCUGGCUUUCUUUGCGCCUUUCAUUAUUGUAUAAGAGCCUAACCUUGGAUUUUAUUCAAGAAGGAAUGGUUCUUUCUGCAUAUGUGAAAAGUAUUGAAGAUCAUGGUUAUAUACUUCAUUUUGGACUGCCUUCAUUUACUGGGUUCUUGUCAAAGAACAAUCAAGCUGAAAGCAAGGACAUUAUUACUCACACUGGACAGCUUGUGCAAGGCAUUGUCAAAAGCAUUGACAAAACUCGUAGAGUAGUUUACCUGAGUUCUGACCCUGAUACAGUGUCUAAGUGUGUGACCAAGGAGCUUAAGGGUAUUUCAAUUGAUCUUCUAGUUCCAGGCAUGAUGGUUAAUGCCCGUGUACAAUCAACCCUUGAAAAUGGAAUUAUGUUAUCCUUCCUUACAUACUUCACAGGAACUGUUGAUAUAUUUCAUUUACAUAAAACUUUCCCAUCCUCAAACUGGAAGGAUGAUUAUCAUCAGAAUAAGAAGGUAUUGGCUCGGAUUUUAUUUGUUGAUCCCUCCACUAGAGCUGUUGGUUUGACCUUGAAUCCUCACCUUCUCCAACACAAAGCUCCACCUUCUUUGGUUAAAACUGGAGAUAUCUUUGACCAUUCUAAAGUAAUCAGGAUAGAUAGAGGAUUGGGGCUUCUACUUGAGAUCCCGACCACUCCAUAUUCUACUCCAGCAUAUGUUAUUGUAUCUGAUGUGGCUGACAAGGAAAUCAGGAAAUUGGAAAAGAUGUUUAAAGAAGGGAGCAACAUUCGUGUCCGGGUUCUUGGAUUUAGGCUCUUGGAUGGGCUCGCUAUGGGUAUUUUGAAGACUAGUGCAUUUGAAGGUUCAGUUUUCACUCAUUCAGAUGUCAAACCUGGGAUGCUGGUGAAAGCUAAAGUAAUCACUGUUGAUAGCUUUGGGGCUAUUGUACAAUUUCCGAGUGGUGUGAAGGCACUUUGUCCUCUUCGACAUAUGUCAGAAUAUGAAAUAGCAAAGCCAAGAAAAAAGUUCCAGGUUGGAGCUGAAUUACAGUUCCGCGUGCUUGGAUGCAAGUCCAAAAGAAUAACUGUUACACACAAGAAAACUCUUGUAAAGUCAAAGCUUGGAAUUAUUAGUUCUUAUGCUGAUGCAACUGAAGGAUUAGUAACACAUGGAUGGAUAACCAAGAUAGAAAAUCAUGGCUGCUUUGUGCGGUUUUACAAUGGGGUACAAGGAUUUGCCCCCAGAUCUGAGCUUGGAUUAGAACCUGGGUGUGAGCCAGCUUCCUUGUACCAUGUUGAAGAAGUUGUGAAAUGCAGAGUUAUAAGUUCUAUUCCUGCUUCACGACGAAUCAACCUUAGUUUCAACAUGAAACCUGCUAGGGUUAGUGAACAAGAUAUAGUCAGGCUGGGCAGUAUAGUUUCUGGUGUUGUUGAACAAGUAACUCCUCAUGCUGCAGUAGUACGUGUUAAUGCAGAAUGUUACACGAGGGGUACAAUUACUCCCGAACACUUGGCAGAUCACCAAGGUUUUGCUAGUUUGUUCAAGUCAGUCUUGAAGCCAGGAUAUGAAUUUGAUCAGCUCUUAGUUCUUGAUGUUGAGAACGGCAAUUUAAUUCUCAGUGCCAAGUAUUCUCUUAUUAAAUCUGCUGAACAGCUCCCUUCUGGAGUUUCUGAAGUUCGCCCUCAGUCAGUUGUUCAUGGUUAUGUUUGUAACUUAAUUGAAUCUGGCUGCUUUGUCCGAUAUAUUGGACGUUUGACUGGUUUUGCUUCCAGAAGUAAGUCUACUGAUGAUCGAAGAAUUAGUCUUUCUGAAGCAUUCUACAUUGGACAAUCUGUUCGCAGUUACAUAUUUGAUGUUAGUGCUGAGACUGGCCGAUUGACAUUAUCUUUGAGGCAAUCACUCUGCUCUUCAACUGAUGCGACCUUUAUCCAAGAAUACUUCCUUUUGGAAGAGAAGAUUGCUAGGCUUCAAUUAUUGGACUCUAAAAGUCUCAAGUUGAAUUGGUAUGAUGAUUUUACAAUUGGAAGUGUUGUGGAAGGAAAAGUUACCGAUGUGAAAGAUAUUGGAGUUGUUGUCGGCUUUGAGAAGUACAAUGAUGUUUUUGGUUUUGUUGCAUACAAUCAGCUAGAUGGAGUCACUCUGAAUGCUGGAUCCAUUAUUCAAGCUGUGGUUCUUGAUGUUGCCAAGAUAGAACGCCUUGUGGAUUUGUCUUUAAAGUCCGCAUUUGUUGAAAGAUCGAAAGAAACUUAUAGCAUUGAAACUAAUCAGAAGAAACGCAAAAGAGCAGCACACAAUAAAGUACAGGUGCAUCGAACUGUAAAUACGGUAGUGGAGAUUCUGAAAGAGAAAUAUUUGGUUCUUUCAAUACCAGAGUAUAACCAUGCUAUUGGAUAUGCAUCACUGUCUGAUUACAACACACAAAAGCUCCCUCCAAGGCAAUAUGCCAAUGGGCAAAGUAUCACAGCCACCAUCAUGGCUCUUCCAAGCCCUGAAACAGCUGGGAGGUUGCUAUUGGUACUUAAAUCUAUAAGUGGGGUUACAGAGACAUCUAGUUCAAAAAGGGCAAAAAAGAAGUUCGGCUAUGAUGUUGGAGCUCUAGUUCAGGCAGAGAUUACUGAAAUAAAGCCCCUUGAACUCAGAGUGAAAUUUGGAUCUGGUUUCCAUGGGAGGGUACAUAUAACAGAGGCAAAUGAUGACAAUGUUGUUGAGGAUCCCUUUAAAGUCUUCAGAAUGGGACAAAUGUUGACUGCAGCAAUUGUUUCAAGGACCAAUAAGUCAGAAAAUAAUCGCAAAAAUAACCAGUGGGAAUUGUCCAUCAAAUCUUCACUCCUAACAGGUUCUGCAGAGACGGGAGACAAACUUAACCAUGAAGAUUUCAAUUUUUCUAUUGGGCAAAGUGUCACUGGUUUUGUCUAUAAAGUAGAUAAAGAAUGGGUUUGGUUAACAGUAUCUCGACAUGUGAAAGCUCAGCUCUAUGUUCUUGACAGUGCAUGUGAACCUGCUGAACUACAGGAAUUCCAGAAGCGUUAUGAUGUUGGGAAAGCAGUAUCUGGUUAUAUUUUGAGUGCUAAUAAAGAAAAAAAGCUGAUAAGAUUGGUGCUGCAUCCAUUUUCCACUGCCCCCAGUAGAACACUUUCUCCUGAAACUACUAAUAUAGAUGCUUCAAGCAGUCUGUCAAAUAUAGUGUCCUACAUUCAUGAAGGUGAUGUUUUAGGUGGGAAGAUUUCCAAAAUUCUUCCAGGUGUUGGUGGCAUGCUCAUCAAAUUAGAUCCACACCUUUGUGGAAAGGUCCAUUUUACUGAAUUAAUGGACACAUGGAAGCCUGACCCUGUGUCUGAAUAUCAUGAAGGCCAAUUUGUGAAAUGCAAAGUCCUGGAAAUCACUCGUUCCUUCAAGGGCACUUUCCAUGUUGAUUUGUCAUUACGAUCUUCUUUAGAUGGCAUGGAUUCUCGGAAGUCUAUUACUGGCAGCAAUAAUGAACUCCAGAAUUCUGUGUGUUCUCCAAGCCAACGUGCAGAGAAUGUCAAGGAUCUUCAUCCUAAUAUGACAGUACAGGGUUAUGUUAAGAAUGUUACACCAAAGGGAUGCUUCAUUAUGCUUUCUCGUAAGCUUGAUGCAAAAAUACUUAUCUCAAAUUUGUCUGAUGGCUAUGUUGAAAACCUUGAAAGGGAAUUCCCAAUUGGGAAACCUGUUAUUGGCAAGGUGGUAUCUGUGGAGCCCUUGUCUAAGCGAGUGGAAGUCACCCUUAAGACAUCAAUCUCAGGUGGUUUUGAGGUUAAUGAGCUAAAUAAUCUCCACGUUGGACAGAUUGUUUCUGGACGAAUUAAGCGCAUAGAAUCAUAUGGUUUGUUUAUCUCAAUUGAUCAAACAAACUUGGUUGGACUAUGCCAUGUUUCAGAGAUUUCUGAUGACCCCAUUGACUCUAUUGAAGCUAAAUACAAAGCUGGGGAAGGGGUUACUACAAAAAUUUUGAAGGUGGAUGAGGAUAGACAUCGAAUUUCUCUUGGGAUGAAGAAUUCAUAUUUUAUGGGCAAUCACUACACUCAAACUGAUUCAAAGCAAAAUUCAAUGGAUGUCUUUGACAAAUAUGAUCACAUACUGGGCACUCAAUUAACUAUUUUAGAGAAGAGUGGGCUGUCUGGGAUUCAGAACUUCGACAUUGAAGCUGAAAAUGCAGAGAUUCCCAUUCUUGCUAAUGUGGAAGCAAGGGCUUCUGUUCCUCCUCUUCAAGUCUCUCUUGAUGAUAUAGAGAGGUCAGGCAUAAAUGAUGUUUCUUGUCAAACUAAAGAGAAUAUUGAUCAUUCUGACGCCAUAGAUGAAAAGAGGAAGAGAAAGGAAAAGAAGAAAGCAAAAGAAGAGAGGUGGGAGCUAGAAAUUAGGGCUGCUGAAGAAAGACUAUUGGAGAAAGAUAUCCCCAGGAGUGCAGAUGAAUUUGAGAAACUGGUUAGAAAUUCUCCCAAUAGCAGUUUUGUCUGGAUAAAGUACAUGGCGUUUAUGCUCUCUUUAGCUGAUGUUGAAAGUGCACGCUCAAUUGCAGAGAGGGCUUUGAAGACAAUAAACAUCAGGGAGGAGUCUGAGAAGUUGAAUAUUUGGGUUGCUUAUUUUAAUCUGGAGAAUGAAUAUGGAAAUCCUCCAGAGGAGGCUGUUUGCAAAUUAUUUCAACGAGCAUUGCAGUAUUGCGAUCCCAAAAAGUUGCAUCUGGCACUUUUGGGAAUGUAUGAUAGGACCGAGCAACGCAAGUUGGCUGAUGAGCUUCUCAACAAAAUGACUAGGAAGUUCAAGCAUUCAUGCAAGGUUUGGUUAAGGAGGUUUCGGUGGCUGUUAAAGCAAAAUCAGGAUGAAGUUCAAUCCAUUGUGAAGCGUGCUGUUCUAUCCCUUCCCCGCCAUAAGCACAUCAAAUUCCUCUCACAGGCAGCUAUUCUUGAGUUCAGAUGUGGUGUUCCUGAUAGAGGAAGAUCCAUGUUUGAGAGCAUGCUUCGGGAGUACCCAAAGAGAACAGACUUGUGGAGCAUUUAUCUUGAUCAAGAGAUUCGACUUGGUGACAUGGAUGUGAUUCGUGCACUAUUUGAGCGGGCAAUUAGUUUGAGCCUUCCACCAAAAAAGAUAAAGUUUUUAUUCGAAAAGUAUCUCGAGUAUGAGAAGUCUCUAGGUGAUGAGGAGCGGAUUGAAUCUGUGAAGAGGAAGGCAAGGGAAUAUGUUGAGAACACACCUGCUUGACCUAAUUUAUUUCCAUACCAGGUAUCCACCUAUGUUGCAAAUAUACUGGGAUCAGAGUUUCCCUUGCAAUCAACAAUUUCUAGAUCUCCAACGUGCUCAAGGAAAUCUAUAGUGUUAACCCAACUACAGAGCAUUUUUUUCAUCCGAAGCCCUGCUGUGGUAGAAACCAUGUCUCCUUGUGAAUAACAAAGUUGUCUCAAUGAGAAGCAUCAUCAACUGUUUUUUUGGCCCUUCCUGGUAGUGAACAUUUGCUGUGUAGGGAACUGUUUGCCUUUGUGAUAUGGUGUCCCACUUUAAGGCUAUGCUCUUAAGAAGUAGGCUAAAAGCAGAAAUGUAUUGUCGUAAAUUAUUUGAUGAAAUGAAGUCUUAUCUUCAUCAGAAAUGUCUUCUUCCAGUUAAUGUUUUUUUUGUUUUUCUGGUUCCCUUAGGGCUAUAUAUUUCACAAAAUUCUAGGUUCGAAUAUUGUAGAGACGAAAGUAGAAAGAGAGAGUAUUAGAUUGGGAUAUGUAUACAGUGACUUCCCCCCCACCACCCCCCCGUUUGGCUGAUGGCAUGAUUUUGAAGGAGAAUGUAUACGGUUUUUGGUAUU